GUUCAUAGAGAGAAGGCCGUUCUCCCGUCCCGCCAAUCGUCCGAACCACUUGGCUUCGUUCGCGACGAUGACAGCUCGGGCCAGAGAUCUACAAGGGUCCCCCCCUUUACGAAACGCCGGUCCCGACGGCGCCAAAGCCUCGCAGCGCGUUUAUCUGUCUGAAAUGGCAGAAUAACGAGCGCUUCGUAGUAAAAAAAAGAGAAAGUGGCGAGCACAUGUUGGGUGCGCCUCGGUGCAGCACUGGUGUGAGAUCUCCCUUAUCAGACUCUCUUCGUUCUAAAUUGCGCGGCUAUCGUACAUGGGUAUUACGGUUUGUAUCACGAUAAAACUCGGGAUGUGCGAUGAGCUCCCGAGAGACCGACCGGCGCCUCCGCCACUCUACGGCGCUUCCCCUCUUCUCUCCGCUCGUCGACAAUUGACAUCCAUAUGGGUCGCAGAAAGUAGGAACAGCGCGGCAAUUUAGCGCUGACGCUCGGGACGACCAGACGUUACGGGGUAUAUUGGCCUUGUGUCGCGUGCGGCGAGAAAACACGCCUACGACAGCAUCGCUUCCUGCAGCGAGGAGUAGGGAGCCAACCGGUUUGCCGGAGUCUUGCACCCGUUUUGUCGGCCGGGAGUCGAAACGAUGGGCGCGCCUGUGCGGAUCGCGUUGCUGCUGGCGUUCUGCGUGCCGCUUGCGGCGCGAGCGGCGCAGGACAUGUCGUCCGUCGUGUGGUCGCACGCCACCAACAGCCGCUGGAAGCUGGACAAGGCCCUGAACGACAAGCAGAACCCUUACCUGGAGGCCGACGUGAGCUACGCCGACGGCAUCGCAGUGAUGGCGCAUCCGCCGGUCAAGUCCUGGGACCUGAGUCUCAAGGAGUUUCUUCGCCUGGUGUGCAGCACGCCCAAGAACAUCACGCUCAAGUUGGAUUUUAAGAGCAACGAUGUUCUUCAUGCCGCCUUCCACGACUUGGACAACGCCCCGGUUAAGAACCUACAAGACCUGUGGCUAAAUGCGGACGUAGUGCAAGGCGCCGGCGGGGCCCCACUCGUGGACGGACGCCGGUUCGUGCACAUGUGCUCGACCCGGUUUCCUUGGGCCGUCAUCUCCCCGGGCUGGACCACGCUGCCGCAGUCCACGUACACCUGGGGCCAAGUAGAAGCCAUGGCACGCCUCUUGCUCUGCGAGGCUCCCUUGCCGCCCAGGACAACCUUUCCCGUGCGGGCGUCUCUAGUUGCCACGUCCAUCCCUCAGCUCUCAUGGCUCCUGGACGUCACACGGAACUCGACACUGACCGUUUGGGCGUCGGACAACGACCCUUGGGCCACGGAGGGUCUCGUCAGACUCCGCCAGGAGCUCCCUUGGUCCUCCGUCUAUUACGACCUCCCGGGACAACAAGACGCGGAUUUCAAGGCGGCCAGGAGCAAGGUGUCUUACAGACCUCAAGCAGACGACCUGCCAGAGUGGAGGUUGUCGCUGGAGCCGUCCUGCCAGACAAGGCCCCUCGCUGGAAAGCGGGCCGUGUUCCUGAGGGGCACCUGGGCGUCGGUGAAACUGCCCAGCAGGUGGGAGACGUUGGAGAGCAAGGUGGACCUCACACAAGCGCGGAGUCUCACAGUCGUGCUCGGUGAACACCAUCUCACCCUGGAGGGUCAGUGCUUCUACGCGGUACUCAACAAGGCAGACAACGUGACAGCACGUUUCUGGAACUUCCGCUGCUCCGACGACAACGUGUCCUCAUCUCAGACGCCGCUGAUGACUCGCCUGUGGUCCGUGGGUGCUGGGACGGACGCUGUAGUGCGGUUUGAGUCUGACGGCGCCGUUGUGGUGUAUGAUGUGCACGUGUCCGGGUCCGCUGCCCGGCCGCUUCGGAGCGCGGUCAUGGUGAUGGCCCUUGCGUUAGCUGCCUUCUAUGCUGUCACGUAAUUUGAACUCGGAACAUUGGAUCUAGUCAGAUAGUGGAUCUUACUUUUGUCGCCCCUUUGGAAUUCAAACUCUUCGAUGCUGAAUUGUCGCCCGGUGUGUCAUGCUAAGCCCUUAAAUUUUAACCAUGCUGGUUAAUCACGUUGUUUUUAGCUGCGUUUUUUUUCUAGCUUUUAGGUAAUUUUUGGAAUGAACAGAGAUGCACUGUAUGUUAGAAAUUAUGACUUUAGGCUACAAAACUGCCAAUGGCCAUCAAUCGAUUUAAAUUAGUACUAGCGUUAACGAAGAUCGUAUUUAGAAGACUCGUUCGCAAUGUAUAGGGCUUAUUCUGCAGUUUCUUCAGUUUUACCGAUUUCGGUGUUUCAAUUUUCUCGGCACCCUGAACAGAAACUGCAAGCGUGAGCUUAAAUGUUUGUGAAGGGCUUCUACUCCAUGAACGCCCUCAGCGCAAUUUCACUUCCGAGAGCGGCGAGAACGAGAAAAUGGAAUGGCCGUGCCAGAGCUCUCUAGUUUCGCUUUUAAGCCUGGCACGGCCAACCAAAAGGAAUGCGUGGAGUACGUGUGUUGUUCUCCGGUCCUUAUGGACCGCCAUAUAAGCAUGCAUUUUAUUUGGAAUUUUGAAUGGAUGCGCUAAAAUUUACGUCUUGUCGUUUUUCGCUCAUGUAUGUUCCACAAUUCGACGUAUCACGUUAUUAUGAAAAUUGGAAUACAGCUUUUCAUGCUCGUGGUAGAUGUGUGUGUCUGUUUUCUGUUUUGUUUUCAAUUCAUAUGUAAUUCGCGCCUGCAUCGUUGUGUGCGGUUCGGCUGGAAGAGCGCGUCCGUGCGACGUAGUCGCCAUCUAGCAGAUAGCGAGGGAAUCACGAUCCACACCGUGGCUGUGCUCACCUAGAACUCGAGAAACUAGGAGAGUGGCGACUUCCGGGCAUCUCAUUAUCGCUCCACAGCUUAUGGCAUUGCGGUGUUUACCGACAAGAGCGCCGAAGAACGAAUCACGAAGUUAGAA
Molecule: messenger RNA, 2909 nt
Organism: Ixodes scapularis (black-legged tick)
Lineage: Eukaryota; Metazoa; Arthropoda; Arachnida; Ixodida; Ixodidae
Product: protein FAM151B-like
Exons: 2
Coding region: 626-1909 (427 amino acids)
Source: RefSeq, a predicted model, not a curated record